Molecule: messenger RNA, 786 nt
Organism: Daphnia pulicaria
Lineage: Eukaryota; Metazoa; Arthropoda; Branchiopoda; Diplostraca; Daphniidae
Exons: 3
Coding region: 157-636 (159 amino acids)
Source: RefSeq, a predicted model, not a curated record
GGAAACCAAAUCACAGUCUAGCUUAUUGUCAUGCGCAUUCUGAUUACUCUACACUCUAUAUAAAUCAAUUGAGUUUAGCGUUAUAGGCAAUCAGUUUUCAACCACUCUUCAACCCAUUUGGAUCUUCAACGUUCGGAACGCACUAUUUUUCUGAGAAUGGCGAAAUUGAGCUUCGUCGUGUUACUAGCUGCACUGGUAUCUUUCUGUGCUGCCCAAAACAACGAGAUUGGUAAUAAUAAGGAAUUGCUUGGUCAUCCUAAAAACGUAGCAGUUAACUGGGACAAGUUUAUGGUUCGCUUGUUGCGCGAAUUGAAUUUACCCCAAAAACCUUCACCUUCUAUCGACGAAAAGCAAGACCAAGGCGCUGGUAUAGAAGAUGUCGUUAAAGCUAACGGUAAUAAGGCUAGCCAAAGCUGCAGUUCCACCACGGGCUGUACCGCCACCGCAAGUGAAACCAACACCAGUAGCAGUGGCAGCAGCACUGGCACCAGCAGUACCAGUACUGGAACAAGCAGCAGUAGCAGUAGUGGAUCAAGUAGCAGUACCAGCACUGGAACUGGCAGCAGUUCAAGCAGCAGCAGCAGCGGUAGCAGCAGUAGUGGCAGUAGCAGCAGCAGUAGUAGCAGCAGUGGCUAAAUGUGAAUGAGCAAAACCCUACAUAUAGGAAUGGUCGUCACUUACCAAAAUAAUUUGAUAAUUUGAUUUACAACAUUUUUAAAUGAUUUUAUUCAGUUUGAAAUUGUGAAAAUUGAAAUUGAAUUAUGGGAGUACACUGCACAAGAAUAA